AAAGUUCUAGUAUAACAAAUUCACUUACAGAUCGCUGAAUUCUGUUUUAUAGAAUUUGGUCUACCUGACAAGAAUUGAUUUGAGCAACUCGAAAGAGCUUACGGAAAUGCCAAAUUUUGAAUGUUGCAAAAAUCUCAAGAGAUUAGAUCUUUCAGGAUGUACAAAACUACAGCAGAUCCACCCUUCAAUUGGAUUUCUUACAAGACUUGUUACUUGAAUUUGAGGGACUGUAGUAGUUUGGUUAGACUCAAAUUUGGUGAUAAUAAAUGCAAGUUAAGCUCUCUGAUAGUUCUACACCUCUCAGGCUGCACAAAAUUGGAAAGUACACCAGAUUUUUUGGGGCUCUUAAAUCUAGAAUAUCUUGAUCUUGAACAAUGUACAAGUUUGGUUCAUAUGCAUAACUCUAUUUGGGCCCUUGAAAAACUUAGAUCUUUGAGUUUGAGAGAUAAUAUAAAUCUUAAGGGGGGACCUAAUGGCAUCGCUUGUAUGACAUCUCUUCAUACUCUAGAUUUUCAAGGCUCCUCAAACCUUUCAGAACUUCGGCUUGUUAUUAGCAGACGUUACACAACUCUUGGCAAGUCUAUCCCUUCACAGGUUCUGGAAGCUUUAUCAUUUCUGGAUCUUGGCUUUUGCAAUCUAUCAAAGGUUCCUGAUGAUAUUGGGGAAUUAAAGGGGUUAGAAAGACUAAAUUUACAGGGAAACAGCUUCACUAGUUUACCUUAUACGAUUGGGAGGCUUUCCAGGCUAGCAUAUUUGAACUUAGAACAAUGCUUUAAUCUUCAUUCACUGCCUCAACUCCCAUUUUUCAAUGACCCGUUAGGAGGACGAUAUUUUAAAACAGUGUCCGGAUCAAGGAAUCAGGCUAACAAGAAAAUAAAGAUAAGAAAAUAAAAGAUAUGUAUUAAAAUUGUUGUUUACAUUAUAAAGAGUCAUGCUAU
Arachis ipaensis is the source of this 938-nucleotide messenger RNA. The record is from RefSeq and is a predicted model, not a curated record. NCBI's taxonomy places the organism in Eukaryota, Viridiplantae, Streptophyta, Magnoliopsida, Fabales, Fabaceae.